AUGUUCAUCCCACAGUUUGAUACCCCAAUCAUGCUAUUCUGUAUGAAGAUACCAUCGGCCAUUAUGUUAUGGAUAGUACCGUUACUGCUGAUCCCUUUGUGUUCUGCGAAUAGUAAAAACAGCAGCAACAAGGUGAGUUUGAUUUGUGAAAUUUCAGAUGAUCGGGACUUGAUAUCAGUGAUUAAUCGAGAAAGUUAAUGGUCGAUGAUUGCAUUAUUCAUUUGCUAGAAAAAAAUGGUAUAAAAUAAAAUGGAAUCAAUGAAAGUAUGAGUCAGUAUGAUUGUCCUAACAUCCGGCGUCGUUUUCAAAUUUUAUUUUUUGAUAUGUAGACAAGUUUUAGGCUUCACUUUUAAUUAUACAUGUUAAUGGUAGAAUUUAUAAUUGAAAUGGAUAGUCCCCUAGUCAAAUAAUGUAAAUACACAGGAAAUGAACAGUUGAAAAAUAAUAAAAUUAUCAUUAGUGGUUGAAUUGUUGCUCAACUGAAUGAACGAACGAUGGACUUGAUAUAUUUAAACGAGUGAGAGUUGUGUAGUGUCAGCGGCCAAAAGUAGAGUCCUCCAAGCGUCUUUUGUUUCUGUACUUAGCUUAUAUCUGCUUUUAUCUAUCUAUUAUCAUUAUUAAUUAAUAUUUACUGUCAAUUAUUUAUUUAGUUAUAUUUCAAAGUCUAUUCAUAGAACAGACAUCCCAAGUGCAUUAACUCAAAAUGAAGGAAUAAUACAUUGAUUCUUUUUUUUUUUUUUUUUUUCAUGUCUGCCCUCAAAUUUCCUCAACAGAAUUCCCAACAUGGCUCUUGUGGUUACUCUCCUUGUUUCUGCGCACCGGGCAUACCGGGUAUCCCAGGAAGCCCGGGACCCGCGGGACCAUCUGGUACAACGGGAUCACCCGGGAAUAACGGACCCGAAGGACCUAUGGGUCCACGAGGAGUCAAAGGCGAUGAAGGACCCCGUGGAAAACAGGGACUUACAGGUCCCAAGGGAGGUACAGGGUCAACUGGUCCAGCAGGUCCACUCGGAAGCAAGGGUGAUGCAGGUCCUCCUGGAAGUCAAGGUCCCCCUGGCCCCAAGGGACCACAAGGCCUCUCGGGUAAAGCUGGAAAGAAGGGUGAUACAGGUCCUCCUGGGAGUCAAGGUCCCUCAGGCCCCAAGGGGGCUCCAGGGUCUUUUGCACGUAAUUGGAAACAGUGCGUUUAUAAAAAUCUGAACGACGGCAGGGACUCUGGAUUGGUCAAGGUAAAAGCUAAGUUGGCCUCAGAAUAAGAAGGUCGUCAGUACUUGGGUUUUAUUUAAAAAAAAAAAAAAAGUAUUUCACUUGAAGGUCUUGUCUUGUUCGGGCAGUGGCCCCUGUGACUCAUUUCUUUAAUUAUUUAUUUCCUUCACUUCCAAAAAAUUCACAAUUUUAUCGAGUAAAAUCUUGCAAAUCAAAAGUUUUUACAAGGAAGCACUCCUCAGCAGCUUUGAAUGGUAAUACCAUGGGAUUCUGUUCACAGAUUAAAGUGUUAGUUUAACCCACCUUGUACCACUGUACCAUACGAAAGCAUUGUUGAGGAGGUAUAAUUCAGUGCCAGAUCCAGACUUUGACAUAGGGGGGGGGGGGGGGGGAUGGGCUGGCUCAGUUGGGUCUAAAAAUAAGGGGAAGCCCUCCUUUGGAUCCGCCACUGUAAUUUGAAUCGUCGUAACUUAAGAUAUCAUAGACUCUAAAUUUAGUCAGAGCUGUCUCUCUGUGGGUAGUAGGAUUAAAAGGUUACUCCGGUAAUCUUGAAUUUGAUUGCUCUUUCCUUUCAACAGGAAUGUAUUUUCAAGAAGACGUCGGACAGCAGUAGUCUGCGUGUCUACUGGAGUGGUCAGCUUCGGCUAUAUGGCUGCGACAACUGUUGCAAGCGAUGGUAUUUCACUUUUAACGGUGCAGAGUGCUCGGCUCCAGCAUCUAUUGACGCUGUAGUCUACAUGAGAUAUGGAACUGGCAGCAGACUAAAAAAUUUGCACCGCCCGCGUCACGUCGAGGGAGUCUGCGAUAAAAUCCACUAA
Molecule: messenger RNA, 2024 nt
Organism: Porites lobata
Lineage: Eukaryota; Metazoa; Cnidaria; Anthozoa; Scleractinia; Poritidae
Source: the annotation of a GenBank genome assembly